Messenger RNA from Prorocentrum cordatum, 5409 nucleotides. NCBI's taxonomy places the organism in Eukaryota, Dinophyceae, Prorocentrales, Prorocentraceae. The record is from the annotation of a GenBank genome assembly.
AUGCCAGAAAUACCGCCGGAGCUGCUGGAGGACGGCGCCGCCCCGGAGCGGGACGCCGCGGGGCGCACGCGCCCAGAGAUGCUGCUCGAGCUGACCUUGCCGCCCCAGGCCGAGGACGUGGCCGCCGCGGGCGCCGUGGCCUUCACGCACAGCCCCCUGUCCAAGCCGAUGCCCGCCGUCUGGCUGGACAGAAGGGACAGCCGCGAGCCCUCGGACCCGGAGAAGCAGCCGCCGCCGCUGCCCGUGCGCAAGGCCUCUAAGUACAGCGGCUCGAAGCAUGGCAGGGACGUUGGCGCGGGCUUCCAGAAGCGCCUGGGGAUGCUGCUGGCCACUAAGGACGGCGCAGACCGGCUGGCCAGGAGGUUGUACCCGCGCUUCGGGGGCAGGCCCGAUCAGCUCGUGGCCGUCACGGGCCUCCUCGAGGACGGGGACCGAUGGGGCUUUCCCGCCAGGCUGCUCCCCUUGCUGUGGACGCAGCUGCGCCGGGCCGCGUUCCGCCGGCGCGGCGCGUGCGCCCAGUUGUGCCGUGUGGGGGACCAACAGGCGCCGGAGCACGUCGAGGAGGACAGAGGAGUGGGUCGAGGCCUUCCUCAGGUGGCUGGAGGUGCUCCGCUCGCGGUGCGGGCCCGUCCAGAUCACGCGCAAGUUGCUGGUGCGAAGCCGCAGGGAGAGCGGCGGCGCGGAGGAUUACUUCUGCGGUCCCAAGCUGGGCGAGGGGGCCUACGGAGAUCGGUGCGCCUCAUGUUUCACAAGGCCCUCGGCGUCCAGCGCGCGGUGAAGCUGAUCGACGCGGAGAGGCUCGCCGUGCCCAUGGAGAAGGUGAUGGCGGAGGUCAACGUGCUCAAGGCGCUGGACCACCCGCACAUAGUCCGCAUCUACGAGACCUUCGAGAGGCAGCGGGUCCUCCACAUCGUUCAGGACUUUGCGGAAGGCGGCGACCUGGCGGCGCUGCUGCGCGAGAAGGGGCCGCUCCACGAGCCGUGGGUCUGCGAGGCGGCGCAGCAGAUGUCUUCGGCGCUGGAGUACAUCCAUUCCAACGGGGUCAUCCACUGCGACCUGAAACCAGCGAACACGAUGAUCCUCAGGUCUGCGGACCCCAACAGGGGCGACCUCCCCCACGUGCUGCUGGUUGACUUCGGCAUUUCGGAGAUGAUGCGGGAUCGCACUAUGGACGGCGGCGGGCCGCUCAAGAUACGCGGCACACCGCUGUACCUCUCGCCCGAGGGUUUCCAGGGCGACCUAACAGAGAAGUGCGAUAUGUGGUCGCUCGGGGUCAUGAUACAAGAGGAUUAUGCUGGUCGGGCGCAGGCCCUUCGACGGGGACGGCGGCAACGUGGUGGUGCUGUGGUGCCGCGUGGCGCAGAGCGAGCCGCCGCUGGAGGAGCUGACGCCGUUGGCGCAGGAGAGGUCGCGCGCGGCCUGCUGGAGAAGGACCCCAUCGCCAGGCUGACCGCGCAGGAGUGCUGCCGGCAGGAAUGGUUCACCCAGAACAAGCACCACCGCUCCUCAUCCCGCAUGGAGCGUAAGAGCACGGAGCCAGCCAUGGAGGCCAUCAAGAGUUUUCAGCAUAGAGGUUACUUCCACCGAGUCUCCAUGUUUGCCGUUGCCGCGGGCGUCAGCAUGCACGAGAUGGAGGACCUGUUCAAGGAGACGCAGCAGUGGUCCUUCACGUUCAGAGCCUAUGCUGGAGCGUUCGACGCAUCGUGCAGGGAGGUUCUGGACUUCGCGGCGAGACGGACAGAUGAGGACCAGCCCAUCAGCAACAUCACGGUGGAGCCUCAUAAGAGGAGGCUGUCGGCACAGAUCUUCUAUGCGCUGGCGUUCACCUGCCGAGGGCGAGCGCUGUCAGUGGUGCAGCGUGUGCCUGGGGGCUGGGGCAUCGAGGCAUGGAGGCAGCUAUGCAUCGAGUUCGAGCCGGAGCUCCCGAGUCGCUUCCAGGGCAUGCUGCAGCAGCUACUGGACCCUGUGCGUGGCUCAGACGCCGUCGAGAACAUCUAUGCGUGGGGGCGGAAUCUGAAGCAGUAUGAGGAGCAGUCGGGUGACACCAUGACCGACACGAUCAAGCUAGCGACGCUCAACAGCAAGCUCCUGGAGGGCAACCUGAGGACCCACCUCAACCUGCAGGCGGGACGCCUGCAGACGUUCGAAGCGGCCAGGAACGAGGCGAUCUCGUACCUGCGCUCGACCGCCAGGCAGGAGCAGGAGCCCGUGCCCAUGGACCUGAGCCCAGUGACGGGAGAGCUGUACCCUAUGACGCGGGGCGGCAAAGGCAAGGGCAAUGGCACGGACAAGUCAGGCAAAGGAAAGGACCACGACGGCAAAGGUAAGAACAAGAGGGUCUGCUUCUAUUGCGCCAAGCCGAACCACGCGAAGCAAGAGUGCAGGGCGCUCGCGACGGACCGCGCGAACAAGGACAUCAAACCAGACAGGGCAGGGCGAUACAUGGGAAAGCCAGUCGACAAAGUCACUGGCAAGCGUGCGGGCGCCGAGAAGAGAGACAUGGCAGCGCUGACAGCGCUGUCAGAUGACGACUACUACGAUGAGGCAGACGGUUUCGUCUUUGCCCUUGCUGACGAGGUGAUCGUGGUGGGGGACUGCUGCGCGCUCGAGGGUGACGAGUUCGACCUCCUCUUCGACGCGCGCGCGGCGAAGAGCGUCUGUCCACCGACAUGGGCCCCGGAGGUCGCUGUCGAGGAGUGCCGCGGCACGGCGCUGUACCAGGCGGACGGCAACGAGGUCGCAUUCCACGGCAGGAAGGAGGUGGGCAUGGUGGACCAGAGCUCGGGCGAGCAGUUGACGGUGAACUUCGAGGCGAAAGGACUGCGGAAGCUGAUCAUGGUGGCGAGCUCGGCAGUCGACGCGGGCUACAGAGUGUGGCUGUACGAUGGAGGGAGCUACGUCGCGAUGCCCAAGCACGCGAAGGAGUUGGCGACGGUCGCGAGAGACAGCGUCGGCAAGAACAGGUCCGUCUGGUUGAGGCGGAAGAACAGCAUCUUCGUCAUCCCAGCUCGGCGGUGCUCGAGCAGCGGCGAGCUGUGCGCGGCGACGGAGAAGGGCGAGGAGCCGAAAAAGCGCGCGAGGUUCAGCGACGACCUCGAGGAGAGCGAGAACGCCAGGCCCGCGCUCACCAUAGCGCUUGCGCCUUGGCCGAGCGCGGAGGAGAAGGCUAGGCACGUGCUGACCCGCUGCCCGCACCUCGACCGGCGCAGGUACUGCUCGACGGGCCAGGCGACCGAGCGCCCCUGCGAGAGCCAGUCCAAGGAGUCGACGGUGGUGGCGAAGAAGGGGGUCGAUGACGUUGCAGUCGAGUUCGUGCUCUUCUACCUCGAGGCGCGGGGGGCUGGCGAGGUCGUGCCGAGGGCAGACCAGGGGCCAGCCGUCCAGGCGCUGCUUGCGGGGCCACGCCGGCGCCGAGUCGAGCACCGCCUCACUGCGAUCGAGAAGUCCACGAAGAACGACAGCAAGGCGAACGGCGGCAUCGAGGUGGCGGUGCGCAGGGUGGAGUCGCUCACUCGCGCCUACGUUGCCGUCAACGAGGUCAAGUACAAGACCGAGGUGACGAGCCAGUCGGUGAUCCUCCCGUGGCUGGUCAGUGAGGGGUUCACGCUGCCUCUCGCCGGCGUGGGCGAGACGGUGGACUUCAAGCUGAUUCGUAGGGGCCGGCGGAGGUGCAUCACUCGUGCCCUGAUCCAGGAGCACGGUGAGGGCCCUGAUUGCACGGCCUGCCUGGGGCUGUCCAGCAUGCGCGCGAUCGCCCGCAGGGCUCGCUUCGAGGAGAUCUCCAGGAAGCAGGCUGAGCAGCUGAUCCAGACACGGCGGGCGAGCGGCGCAGGCAGCGCCGAGGCCCCGACCCCAGGGCCUCCAGGAGGAGACCCAGGACCCCAGAGCCAGCCAGGACAGCCACAGGCCAUCGGCGCACCACCAGGGCUGGAGUUGCCUGCGGCCAGCGGUCCGCAGCGCGAAGGUGAUUCAGUCCACGACGGAGAGCCAGGGGGGAAGAGGCCAGUCAUCGACGUGGCCCCUUCUGCGCCCAUGGGCACCGACCCAGAGGCCGAGGCCGCGACCCUCGGCGCGCUCUGCGAAGAGGAGGCCCCCGCCCCGACCUUCGACGAGAAGCCGUUUGCGGGCGGCUUCCACGACCAGUGCACUGGGGAGGUCUUCCCGAAGGAGCUGGUGCUGGAGGGCGUGAAGCGCGAGCUCGACGAGAUGGAGGAGUUCGAUGUGACGGUCUGGAAGAAGCGCAGCGAGAAGCCACCAGGGGCGCCUUCGACGUGGGCGCUGAAGCUGGUGAUCUCGAGGUUGGCGUCGCGCGGAGAGUCAAGGCAGCUGGCGUCGCACGACAUCUCGGCGGCAUUCUUCCAUGCGCAGCUGACGGAGGCAGUCUGGGCCGAGCCGCCGACGGAGCUGAACUGCCCAGACUGGCUCUGGCUCGCGAGCAAGGCACUGCGCGGGGCGAGGGAGUCGAGCGCUGACUUCCAAGAGCCAGUGCGGGACACGCACCGAGAGCACGGCUGGAACGUCCUGUCGACGGAGCCUUGCUUGGCGCAUCGCGGCGAGUGGGACUGCUCGUCGGGGUUCUACGGCGAUGACUACGCCGAGGGCGAGCCGCAGCAGCUGGACAAGGUCGACGCCAUGACCACGGGGAGCUUCAAGGCCAAGCUCUUCCCAAGGGUUGGGCCAGCAGCUGAGGGCAAGGGUCUGGCCCUACGACGACUUCUAAUGUGGGGCCCGAGCGGGUUCAUGCUGCUGCCUGACCCGAAGCACUUCGAGAACCUGAGCACGCUGCUGGACCUGAAGGGUGCGAAGCCGUCCCCGGCGCCUGCCAGCAGAGCGACAGGCAAGAGCGCACGAGACGCACUUGAGGAGCUGAAGCGGGCCGAGAAGGCGAUCUACUGCAGGGGGCUGGCGCGCUACCUGGCUGGGACGUACGACGUUGGCAUCGAGUUCCUCUACCUGGCGCCCUGGGGCGACAUCGUGGAGCACGCCGGCGGCGACUGGAGUGGCGACGUCCAGACGUGCAAGAGCACGUCGGCAGGUGCGAACCAGGCGCUGGGGGAGAAGCAGUUCGAGAUCGAGCGGGUUGAUGGCAAGAAGAAUCCGAGUGAUGCAGGGGCGGAGGCGCUCGACCAGGAGGCGCUGCAGGCCUGCGUGGUGAACCUCGGGAUCGCGAGCAGGACCGGCUGCCUGACCAGGGAGCAGUUCGCGAGGGGCUUGCAGUGCACGGAGCAGCUCACAAGUGGCCUGCAGGAGCUGGGUAUCCAGGAGGACCCCGACGAGCUCAUGGCCGUGCUCGACAUGGACCAGAACGGGCUCAUCUCGUGCUCCCCGCCCAGCUUUCUGGCCGGGGUGCUCGGCUCCGAGGAGGAGCGGCUGUCCGACGUGCAAAUGCGCGAGGCGCGCUGCCCGUAG